Molecule: messenger RNA, 1899 nt
Organism: Nerophis lumbriciformis (worm pipefish)
Lineage: Eukaryota; Metazoa; Chordata; Actinopteri; Syngnathiformes; Syngnathidae
Product: G protein-activated inward rectifier potassium channel 1-like
Biological process (GO): potassium ion import across plasma membrane; regulation of monoatomic ion transmembrane transport
Cellular component (GO): plasma membrane
Molecular function (GO): G-protein activated inward rectifier potassium channel activity
Source: RefSeq, a predicted model, not a curated record
GAUGUGCAGGCUUUCUCCUCGCAGGGGGGCGGCCGGUGUUGUGCCGGUGGGGGUGCACGGAAGUUGCGCGAAGAAGCGGACUGCUGUCUUCAAGUGUUGACUGUAAAGUUGAGAAAAACAAGGGUGUUAUCGUGCACCAUGUCAGCCAUACGGAGGAAAUUCGGCGAGGACUACCAGGUGGUGAACACCGACCGGGGCGCGACUUUCUGCGCGCCGGCCAAAAGGAAGCGGCAGCGCUUCGUGGAGAAGAACGGCCGCUGCAACGUGCAACACGGCAACCUGGGCGGCGAGACCAGCCGCUACAUCUCCGACCUCUUCACCACGCUGGUGGACCUGAAGUGGCGCUGGAACCUGCUCAUCUUCAUCCUCACCUACACGGUGGCGUGGCUGGUCAUGGCCUCCAUGUGGUGGCUCAUCGCUUACAUCCGCGGCGACCUGAGCCGCGGCGGCCACGACGCGUCCUACACGCCCUGCGUGGCCAACGUCUACAACUUUCCCUCCGCUUUCCUCUUCUUCAUCGAGACGGAGGCCACCAUCGGGUACGGCUACCGCUACAUCACGGAGAAGUGUCCCGAGGGCAUCCUCCUCUUCCUCUUCCAGUCGCUGCUGGGCUCCAUCGUGGACGCCUUCCUCAUCGGCUGCAUGUUCAUCAAGAUGUCGCAGCCCAAGAAGCGCGCCGAGACGCUCAUGUUCAGCCAGGACGCCGUCGUCUCGCAGCGGGACGGCAAGCUGUGCCUCAUGUUCCGGGUGGGCAACCUGAGGAACAGCCACAUGGUGUCGGCGCAGAUCCGCUGCAAAGUCAUCAAGUCGCGGCAGACCCCGGAAGGCGAGUUCCUGCCUCUGGACCAGUGCGAGCUGGACGUGGGCUUCGGCACCGGGGCGGACCAACUCUUCCUGGUGUCGCCGCUCACCAUCUGCCACGAGAUCAACAGCAGGAGUCCCUUCUUCGACCUGUCGCAACGUUCGCUUGUGAACGAGCAGUUCGAGAUCGUGGUCAUCCUUGAAGGCAUCGUGGAGACCACAGGUAUGACAUGUCAGGCCCGGACGUCGUACACGGAAGACGAAGUCCUGUGGGGACAUCGUUUCCUUCCCGUCAUGUCGCUGGAGGAGGGCUUCUUCAGGGUGGACUACUCUCAGUUUCACAACACCUUUGAGGUGCCAACGCCUCCGUACAGCGUCAAAGAGCAGGAGGAGAAGUCAUCGCUGACAGCAUCCAACCAUCUCCCCGUGGCCCCCGCGCCGUCCUCCCCGCCGGCGGGUAACUGCGGACGAGGAAGCCGUCGGGGGAGGCUCCUUUCGGCGGACCACGCCGAUCACAUGGAGGACCAGGCCGCCAAGCUGCCCAGCAAACUGCAACGCAUGAGCUCCACCAGGGAGGAGCAACUGUGGCGGGGGGUAAAAUCAGGGGCGGCCUUGCCCGGCGGGAAGGCCUCCAGCACGGGCGACCUGCCGCUCAGCAUCCAGAGGCUGAGGUCCGGCUCCAUCCCUGCCGCUCGCCAGGGAGGACGCCAGGAGGAGCAGGUCCAGCUCCUGUCCUUGGAUGGCGACGCUGAGGAGGCAGACGUGGACAAGCACAGACCGCCGUCGGCCAUCAGCACCAUCACCACCUCGAACCCGAGUUCCUUUGCCGGGGGGCGGCUGGAAGACAACUUGCCUGCCAAACUGCGCAGGAUGAACGCCGACCGCUAACGAGAAGGACCAAACCUGAGACUUUAUGGGCAUUCUGAAACAAUGAAAUACUGUGAUAUCAGAACAUUUAGCUGCAGGUUUGAUUUGCUUUUAGAAAGUCAAGAAGCAUACUGCGAGUGUUUUUUGAUCUGUCCUUCAACUUUUUCAUUUCCAUUCACACACUUUCUUACGAGAUGGAAUAGACUGUCAGUAAACAAAGCACCAAAGUGA